GUUUGCUACUUUGUCACCGACCGUAAGUCCAUUUUUUCCCGCAGGGAAUGUUGUACCGUACAGUUCAUGACAGGACAGCUGAUACAUACAAAGCGGGAAUAUUCUGGGAAUUCAUGAACCAAUAUUGGAUCAUAUGAAGCCCAGCAGGAUGGACGUCGAGACUCUGAGUAGAGGAGAGCUGCUAAUGUUGCUGAGCAUACUGGAGGGAGAGCUGGAAGCUCAAGACAUUGUCAUACACACUCUCAGGGCGCAGCAGCGAGACGCGUUUGUGCAGGAGCGGUACGGGCGCUAUGACCUCAGCGACCCCUUCAUGGCUCUUCAGAGAGACAGCGAGGCCAUGGAGGGUCAUGAGCAGGGUCAGACUCAGACUCGGGGUCAUGGUGGGAGAAGCCAAGUCACUCCAAACCCACUAGCUGUCCUUAAGCUGGUGAUGAGCCACUGCAAGCGCAUGCAAGAGAAGAUGAUGGCACAGCUAGCGGCGGCCGAGAGCAGACACAAACGGGUUAUUGCUGACCUGGAGGAAGAGAAACGGCGCCAUGCUCAAGACACAGCUGAGGGUGAUGAUGUCACAUACAUGCUAGAGAAGGAGAGAGAGCGAUUACUACAGCAGUUGGAGCUGGAGAGAGCCCGAGCUGAGCGGCUGGAGCGUGAAUGUCACUCUCUUUCUGCCCAGGUGGAGGAGAAUCAGGCACAACAGCAGCAGCUCUCUUCUAACCUGGCUAAGGAAUGCCAGCGUGCCAGUGCCCAAGCCCAGGAAGAGAGCGAGCGUGUUGCCCAGCUGUGCAGGCAGCUGGAGCAAGAACACAGAGCUACGCAAAAUCUACAAGGAGAGCUGGAGCUGGAGAAAACUCGUGUACUGCAAACGGAGGCCAGAAUCGAGCACCAGCUGGCGGAGUUUGACACGGAGCGCGAGCAGAUCAGAGCGAAGCUGCGCAAGGAGGAAAGCUACAACAGAGAGCUGCAGGAGCUGAUCGAGUGCCUCAGGAAUGAGCUGGAGGAUGUGAAGGACAAGGAGAAAAGAUGGAGGGUGAAAGCAGAGGAGGAAAAGAAAGCAGCUGAAAAGCAGCCUAAAAUAGUGUCUAAUUCUGCAUCCUGCCAGACUGAGCCAGAUGGAAAAGCGAUCAUCACUGAAAAAGCUCAACGGCUGAGACUUAACGGGCAUCAACUGCGUAAAGAGAGCGAGUCUUCAGAAGAGAAAAGCACAGAAAAUGGAGGAGUGGAAAAUGGAGGAGCUCUGAGCUCACCUGUGCAUGCCCUCCAGUCUCUCUCUCCCAGCAGCACGGCCUGCUCAUCACUCUCGUCCUCACCAUGCUCUUCCCCCGUUCUGGCCAAGCGCCUGGCUUCGUUGGGAAGCUGCAGCCCUACAUACCCUUCUUCCUACCAGUCAAGCGUGAACCAGCGUUUCCAUGCUGCCAGACACAAAUUUCAGCAGGCUGAUCAAGGUGCAGCGAUGCCCCUGUCACCUCGUGAGCUUUCACCAACCUCCACACCAGUACCCCCUCUAUCCGAGAACGCCUCUGCCAAGCAGAUGGCUCGCAACACUGUCACUCAGGUGCUGUCACGCUUCACUAGCCAACAAGCAACAGCUAAAACACCUGCUCCUAACAGCUCCCCGUUUGGCACAGAUUACCGUACACUUGCAACAGCAUCCUCACCCACCAGCAAAGGGUCAUGCCCUCUGUCACCUGGCAUCCGCUCACCCAUAAUCCCUCGGGGGGAGAGAAGCUUUGCAUCUCCUGUAACCCAGAAGAAACCUGGCAUGAACCAGAAUCCAAGCUCACCCGUGUCUGCAUCUUCACCUCGCUCUUCUCACUUCUCCGAGCUCUCAAAUAGCUGCGGCAUCAGCAGCACGCAGGAGGGCGCUAAAGAGCUCGACCUGCUCAUGUCCAAAUCCAGCUAACCACUAACAACAGACGAGGCUUCACCACUUCUUCUCAAAGUCCUUUUAAAUUUAACACUAGGCGUGAUAGAAAACUGAUGUUCUGGAAAUCACGAUUGUCAAUUGAAGCAGUUGUAAGCAAAAAAAAAAAAGGCAGCGAUAACAGAGAAAACGACUCUACACGUACUAAACCUGCAGAUAAACUAAAUAAACAAAAAACGAUUUUUUCUUUUCAGUGUUGAAACAGUGGAUCUCACCAAACUAAACCAAAUCCAGCUAAGUACAGGCCAGUCCACAAAUAGCUUAAAUUAAAGGGCCAAAUCCAAACGCAGCUUGUCGUAGCUCCACGAUUAUCCCCUUUCUAACAGAUUACAGAGCACUCUAAACAUUCAAAGCACUCAUACUUGCACUCACGCAUCCUUUACUCACCAAAUCCACACAUAAAAAAUGAGAGCUUUGUGAUUGAGUAGCAGAGCAGAGGACAUUGGCUCUUACUUCUACUAUGGACACUGCACAAGCAAGACAACAUUUAUUUAAACUUCCUUUUUUUAGUUAAUACAUUAUUAUAUUAUCAUCUUGUAUAUUGAGAUAUUUUAUUUAUCCCUGUCAUCACCCUUUCAUACAUGCAUAUAAGUGGAAAAAGGAAGAAAUGCUAAACAAAAAUAAAAUAAAAAAUUUAAAAAAUAAUUGACAUUAAAUGAAACAGCAAUAAUUAAUGAUGCAUUCUCAGGUGAGCAAUCAAUAAACAUGAUUAAAAAAACACAUUAGUCUUAUGAAUCAAUAUAAAUGAUAUAUAUAUGAAAUAUGAAAACUAUUUCCGAGUAGUAGAACAAAUUGCACUUUGGAUAAAUUAAACCCACCUGAUUUCACUGUAUAUGGAAAUGUUAACUGUUCUCACAGUCAGGAAGAUGUGUUUUUUGGUGUAAACUACAUGUUUAAGAAGAUUUUAAUUUCAUUCAAGAUAGUUAAGGACUCAAAUGGUGUGUCGACAUACCAUUUACUACAGCAGAGUACGGUUUGAGACGUGUCCUAAGUGUUCAUGACCCCAAAGAUGUAGUUUUCAAUAGAAAAAUGAGAAUAAAACUAACAUUACAUUCGCAGUCCUGAUCCAAUCUGCUCACCAGUUUGUCACGGUGUACUGGUGUGUCUCCAGCACGGUCGUAAACUGCACAAGAGCUACACGAACUAAUAACCUAAUGUUAGCUAGCUAGAUAAAAUAGAAAUUUUACUUAAAGAGAAAAUAAUGGUAUAAAACACUGCAAUAAUCUCAGAGCAAAGAUAAGGGUGUUUCACAAGGCUGUGUGCAUCUCUGGGACUAAGGGUAGUAAUCGAGCUAGAUAGAAUAAAGCAUAAAGUACAAAAAUGUUUGUCAGGACACUAAAAGACAAGCACUGUAUUAAAAUCAGCAGAAACACACUACACAUCUAGUUACAUAUCUAUCCACUUGAUCUUUAUCCUCUGCUAUCUUUAUAUCUCACUAAAAACAAUUUCACUGUAAUAAACUGUCAAUGGGGGGCACGGUGGCUUAGUGGUUAGCACGUUCGCCUCACACCUCCAGGUUCGAUUCCCGCCUCCGCCUUGUGUGUGUGGAGUUUUCAUGUUCUCCCCGUGCCUCGGGGGUUUCCUCCGGGUGCUCCGGUUUCCUCCCCCCGGUCCAAAGACAUGCAUGGUAGGUUGAUUGGCAUCUCUGGAAAAUUGUCCGUAGUGAGUGAUUGCGUGAGUGAAUGAGUGUGUGUGUGUCCUGUGAUGGGUUGGCACUCCGUCCAGGGUGUAUCCUGCCUUGAUGGCCGAUGACGCCUGAGAUGCCUGAGGCACAGGCUCCCCGUGACCCGAGGUAGUUCGGAAAAGCGGUAGAAGAUGAAUGAAUGAAUGAAUGAAUAAACUGUCAAUUCCACAAAUGCAAAAAAAAAGGCCCAAUCUAGUGAACAUAAUAAGGCUUCCAGAAAACUCCUGAAUCAAACCUUUAGCAACUACAUUGACUAUCUCACCUGGAUGGUUGCCUGUCACUAUGUUCUCAAACUUCUUUCGUGCCUAAAGCUGAGCUGGAACGAUGGUUAAACCAAAAACGAGCAUAAGAUACAAGCACAAAUUUCCCAGUAAAACUAACCAGACUCAAAACUGACUGAAAUUUAUAAGAUAAAAGCUUAUACCUUCAUUUUAAACUGUCAGAGCAAUUGGAAAAUGCAUUGGGUUUUUUUAUUGACUCACUAGUCUUAUAUGUACCAACAGGAUUCAAUUUUACAAGAUGUCCAUGAGUGAAAACAGCAAUAAUGUUAAUCUUAAGAAUUUUCCAACUUUUAUAUAUGCUGCUUUUUUUGAACAUUGAAACCUCAUAUGCGAGAUUAAAGUAAACAACAUUUUAAAGUAAUAGAGUAAGUGGAAUAAAAUUAAAUGUAUUGAAGGACUAGAAGGUUUUUUUUUGACUGUUUAAGGCAACAAGGUGAUUUCAUUCAGACUAAAGGGUCAUCUUUGUUAGACUAGUUUUAGUCCGUGUAAUGGAAAUGUAUCACAGUGAGAAAAGUUUAAAAAUCAUGUUCUCAUGAGCAGCAAACAGAGAAGAGUCUGCAGAGACGCUUCUGUUUCUGCUCUAAGCACAAAAACAGACACUAAACUAACAUUAAAACGGGUCAUUAUAUAAUUAGAGGAGUUCGGUGUGUUGGAACAGAGAAAUGAGGAAACAUCGAACUCUAGUGUCAGUGAUGAAAAAAGCUCUUAUGCCAUUUAACGUUACACUUUUUCCACUUGUGUCCAGCAAUAUGUAAAGUAAUACUUGCAUUUUUACACUUUAAUCUGUAAAGAGUGGUCAAGAAAUAUUCCAUCUAAAUAGCUCGAUAUAUAAAUGCUCAGUGUAGGUAAAAUCUAGCAUGUGAUUUGAAACAUUAUCAAGAAUCAUCUGUAAAAUCAUGAAGAAAUAAAGGGGAAUUUCCUGCAUGCUUUCUUUCUGUGUGCGCUCAUGUAAAAAAAAAAACAUGCAACAGGAAUUUUAUGUACACAAUGUGAUUCACAUUAUAUUCACAACUUCAUAAAGAAUUGUAUGUACCUAUGUAGUCUAAGAUACUAGAAAUAGAAUGAAAGUUACUGAUCAGAGAAAUAAAUGCAGAAACGGAUUAAAGAAACGGUUGAUUUUAAACUCUAAACACUCUCUAGGUCUGUCUAACAUAUAAGGAGGCUUUAAAACUCUUGCAAAUCGUCAGCCUAUUUAAGCUGUUCACUUUUGUUGUCAAAUAACAUUUAGAUUGGAUGCAAAUUGAGGUUUGAAACACUAACUCCUGUCUGAAGUCUAACCCGUGGGCAGUACUUAGUUUUCUUUAACAUCUUGUUCAUGUUUCCUUCUUGUCUGAUACCUCACAAAGCCUUUACUGUAAUUUUUUUGUCCAGCACAAAACUGUGCUUGUACUACUGUAACUUUUUUGUGAUUCUUUGUAAUGAACCUGUUCAUAUUGAAGAUGAUGGAUUUGCAUUUUACUUAACAAUUGCUCUGCACUGCAAAACAUUUAAUAACACAUGGGAAAAAUAAAACCUUUUGGAGGUCAACUUAUAUAA
Tachysurus vachellii is the source of this 5422-nucleotide messenger RNA. RefSeq names its product CTTNBP2 N-terminal like b (gene cttnbp2nlb). The transcript has 5 exons. Bases 134 to 1900 code for a protein of 588 amino acids. Lineage: Eukaryota; Metazoa; Chordata; Actinopteri; Siluriformes; Bagridae. The record is from RefSeq and is a predicted model, not a curated record.